Molecule: messenger RNA, 2166 nt
Organism: Cucurbitaria berberidis CBS 394.84
Lineage: Eukaryota; Fungi; Ascomycota; Dothideomycetes; Pleosporales; Cucurbitariaceae
Product: kinase-like protein
Exons: 2
Coding region: 1-2166 (721 amino acids)
Biological process (GO): protein phosphorylation
Molecular function (GO): protein kinase activity; ATP binding
Source: RefSeq, a predicted model, not a curated record
AUGAGCGCAAGGACCCUGACCAACGUCGUGAACGACCAAACGGUUGCGCUCAAUGCGCUGAUAUACGGAUACGCGGGGCAUUCCCUUGUCACCCCUCAGCAUGCCCUUCAGCAGAUUUGGUGGACAGACGAGAGAAUUAAUGAGAAAGUCACAAAGGAUUUUGUAACUUCGCGUCUACAGCCGCACGAAAGGGAGCGGCUCACCCAGCCAGUGGGCUUCGGGGAUUUGAGCGACGAUACAUACAUCGAGUGGAUCAUGGAAAAGGCAAGACGAUUGUUCUUGGUGCUGGCCGAGGUGGGCGAGGCAGACAGGAUAUUUACAGUAGUCGAUAAAUCAUGGGAUGACGAUGACUUGCCGCUGGAGAUGGACGACAUCGAGCAACUCUCGCUUUCGAACCGACGCGAUGCCCACGCAAACUCUCGCUUCUUUCAUACACAGUUCACUUUCCUUCUACGAGAGCUGCGCGAUGGCGUGCACAUUGACUAUGCGCCAAACGAAGAAGUGCCGCUGGAGCAUGUCAUGAAUCUGCCCGUGGCGGUUAGCCUGCAGAAUUGGUCGCGUGUCCACCUACCCAAACGGCCCAAGGAGGUGUAUGUUCGAAGGCGAUUCGCCCUUGGAAAUGCAGACUCGCCAGACGCCUUUGAACAGGAUUUCAUAAUGGACGUUGAAAGUGCAAGAAUGGUGGAACAUGAUCACAUUGCACCUGUGUGGUCGUCAUAUACUGCCAAAGGAGUCGGCUACAUCGUGACCAACUUUGUAGGGCACCACACUCUUCGUACAUUCUUUGAUCAUCGCAAUCCGACCCAAUAUCAGAAGCUACCAAAGCCUGACAGGAGGUGGCUGGUACUGAACUGGCUGCAUUGUCUGGCGGACGCCAUUGCUAUCCUGCAUCAAAAUGGGUUCUGUCAUUCUGGGAUACGGCCCUCCAACAUCCUCAUCGAUGAGCACAACGCGAUUGCAUUUAGUGAUAUUGGCAGCUUGGAGACUUUCCAGAAGGACAAGAAACUUGAUCCAAUGGACGUUUACAUUUACGGCGCACCGGAAGCCCACGCAACCCCGCAGCCUUUUGAUGUGAAUGGUGCUGCCCCUGCGCCCAUCGUUCCGAGUACUCGGCACACUUCUAUCAUCAGCAAAAGCUCAUCCGGAUCCUCUAAUAGCAACGGCUCGCAACGCCAGAAGCUGACCAAAUCCCCGACAACGGACUUCUCGGGGUUCAAUUUCGGUUUCAAGAGAGCAAAGCCGAAACCCAAGCCACGCUCGCGAGUGCAUGAAACCGAAAAGGCAGACAUAUUCUCCUUGGGCUGUGUCUUUCUAGAGAUUAUUACCUUUAUGAUGAAGAAGAAACCCCAUGACUUUGUCAAGCAUAGGUCGACGAAAUCGAAAAUUAACACGGGCGGCAAGAACUCCCGCACGGAUUCAUCCUUCCACGCGAAUCUCGACAAAGUUGACGCCUGGGCGAACGUCUUGGAAAAGGCUUCAUUCGAGCAUGACGAUGAUGCUUUCCGCGCGAUACCUCAUAUCCUGAACCUUGUCCGAAACAUGCUCAACAGAGCGCCUGCUGCUCGGCCCACAGCACGCGAGGUCCGCGACAAGAUCUUCGACGUUCUCUUCAACUCUACUUCGAUACCAGAUAUCCACUGCGGCGCACACAAACACGAUAUCGGCAUCGCAACGUCGUCACGUUCUGAUUCGGAUAGAGCAUCAAGUAUAGCAUCGCUUCGGACGAUGUCGACGAUGAGCUCUAAUUCGAGCUCCGACGCCGAUACGAUUCGGUUGUCUACAUCGUCUGGGAUGCGGCUCAGUUCCAUCCCCAACCACUACUCGGACCGAUCGACGUUGGCUGGGAUCGAGGAGGACGACAGUGCCUCCAUACGGACGUUGGAGCAACCUGCAUCCAAGUAUCCCUCCUACUUCACCGCGUUCGCCGCAAACUCCCAUCUCGCCUACUUCUGCGGCGCGACCACCGAGCCCAUCCAGACCGACCUCUUCGGCUCAAAAGGCGAAGCUGUGGUCCAAGCCGUUCCUUCUGCUGCCCUGAGUUCGGUUCACUGUAUCCGAGAGCACAUCAGGCCCUCAGGCCCUCCACCAGUUGGCCAACAAAAGGUUCUAUUCCCAGACACUCCCAGCUCCUCAUGUGAGCUCAUCUCCACUUUCUGGUGGCCUUGA